AUGGAUGACCCAGAAACACUGGGGCCCUGCAGCCUCUCCCACCUCCCCUCAGAGAUCCUCCUCCAAAUCUCAAGCUACCUCGACCUCCCCGCCCUAAACGCCCUAACCCAACUAAACCACUCAACAACCUCCCUCCUCCAACCCUCCCUCUACAAACUCGACGCCCGCCAAUCCUCACAAGCCCUCUGCUGGGCCGCAAUCCACAACAAUCCCCAAAUAGCCCAAUCCUCCCUCUCCGCCGGCGCAAACCCAACAACCGUCACCGACCAAGACACCCUAAUAAAAGGCUGCACCCCCCUCAUGCUAGCCGCCUACCAUGGCAGUCUCCCCGUUCUUUCCCUCCUCCUCACCCACCCAGAAACAAACCCCAACUCUCGAGACAGGAAAUACAUCAGACCACCCAUAACAUGGGCAAUCAAGCACCGCCACGCAGCCAUCGUGCGCGCCCUCCUAAAAGACGACCGCACAGACCCCAAUCUCCAAGAUAAAUUCGGCGAUACAGCCCUCAUGAUCGCCGUCACGCUCCGCCCAGAUAUGAUCCCCGGCGCGACGGCGUUGUCGAGGGCGUCUCAGCGGGGCGUGGAGGUUGAUCUUAUCCUCGCGACGCAUUUGAGGUUCAUUCUCGAUGGGGACGAGAGCGCGGCGCAUUGUCAGCAUGUUUUCUUCUAUGCGGCUAUUUCGGGACAUGUUGAGAUUGUGGAGUAUUUGGUUGAAUACUUUGGUGAUCGGCUGGAUCCUAAUGGGGUAAGUUUGGGGACGGGGAUGGCGAUGGCGAUGGGUGCGGGGAAUGGGGUUGCUAAUGGUGUCGGGGCGGGGCAUAAUAAUGGACACACCAAUGGCAAUGGUCAUGGUCAUGGUCAUGGUCAUGGUCAUGGUUAUAGCCAUAGCCAUAGCCGUAGUAACAGUGGGGCCGGACACCACGGUCGAGGCGCAUUCUCCAUUGCUGUCGAGCGCGGCCACAUCUCUGUCGUGAGGUAUCUACUUGGAUGGGAAAAGACGGAUCCGAAUCUCAGCGAUUCAUGGAAACAUCAGUGUCCGCUUCUUCUGGCUGCUAUAGCCGGUGACGAGAGCAUGGUGUCUGCACUUGUCGAGUGUGAAAGGGUGGAUCUAUUGAAUCCUGAUGUCUCGGGUACCACGCCUUUACAUGCGGCCGUUGAGCGGAAUCACGUGGAUGUUGUGAAACUUCUACUUCAGACGCUGCGGUCUAGAUCUGACUUGGGUACAACGUCAGGGCCAGGCCGGGGUGGAACCCGAAUCGCGGAUGUCAAUGCGAGAAAUAGUUCCGGCCAGACGCCGCUUCAUAUUGCUGUUUUGCAGGACUAUGAUGAUCUUGUUAUGCUGCUUCUGGAGGCGGGUGCCGAUCCGCAACUUACUUGUGCGGAGGGAUUGACUGCGUUGGAUCAGGGGGAUCAGUGGUGUCGGGAUGGGAGGGCGAUGGGGGUGUUACGGGAGUACAUGAGGAAACUAUGA
Messenger RNA from Penicillium manginii, 1470 nucleotides. RefSeq lists its product as uncharacterized. The transcript is spliced from 2 exons. The record is from RefSeq and is a predicted model, not a curated record. NCBI's taxonomy places the organism in Eukaryota, Fungi, Ascomycota, Eurotiomycetes, Eurotiales, Aspergillaceae. Gene Ontology annotation, molecular function: protein binding. Bases 1 to 1470 code for a protein of 489 amino acids.